Molecule: messenger RNA, 1926 nt
Organism: Neurospora tetraspora
Lineage: Eukaryota; Fungi; Ascomycota; Sordariomycetes; Sordariales; Sordariaceae
Exons: 4
Coding region: 167-1747 (526 amino acids)
Biological process (GO): protein deubiquitination; ribophagy
Cellular component (GO): ribonucleoprotein complex; Ubp3-Bre5 deubiquitination complex; cytosol
Molecular function (GO): mRNA binding
Source: RefSeq, a predicted model, not a curated record
CUUGGUUGCCCCACUCUGCUGGCCGUCCACGUUAAAUCGGCAGCUUUUUCCCUCGACGCGCGCCUCCUUCUGGGAUUCAUCCUGCCAUCUACGCCAUUCCACGACACCGCACUCACAUCCACAUCCAUCAACUCUCUUCUUGGCCUUUUCCAGAACCACCGCAAUCAUGGCAACAAACGGUAAUGUUAAUCACAGCGACCAGUACGCAGCGUCCAGCUCGACAACCGAGGCCCCCGCCACUACUUCCACCACUUCCCAGAACCAGAACCAGACCCUGCCCAAGGAUGAGGUCGGCUGGUACUUCGUCGAGCAAUACUACACCACUCUGAGCAAGAACCCCGAGAAGCUUCACCUCUUCUACGGCAAGAAGUCCCAGUUCGUCUACGGUCAGGAGGCCGAGAUCUCCUCCGUUUCCUAUGGCAGACAGGGCAUCCAAGAGCGCAUCAAGGGACUCGAUUUCCAGGACAGCAAGGUCCGCAUCUCGAAUGUCGAUUCGCAAGGCUCCGGCGACAACAUCGUCAUCCAGGUCAUCGGCGAGACCUCCAGCAAGGGCGCCGAGCCCAAGAAGUUCGUCCAGACCUUUGUUCUUGCCCAGCAGCCCUCCGGUUACUUCGUUCUGAACGAUAUGCUCCGCUACAUUAAGGAGGAGGUUGAGGAGGAGGUCGAGGAGCCCGCCCAGGAGGCUGCUGCCGCUCCCGAGGAGGAGGCUCCCGCUCAGCCUGAGGCUCCUGUCGAGGCCGCUGCUGAGCCUGUCGAGGAGGCCAAGCAGCCUGAGCCGGAGGCUGCCGAGCUGGAUGCCAGCACUGUUGACCAGAAGCUUGAGGAGGUUGCUGAGGAGGAGACGCCCGCUGCUGAGCCCGUCGAGGCCGCUGCUGAGCCCGUCGAGGAGGCCAAGCAGCCUGAGCCAGAGGCUACCCCCGAGCAGGCUCCUGAGCCUGAGAAGGUUAUUGAGGAGAUUACCAGGGAGGAGGUUAAGAAGCCCGAGGAGCCCAAGGCCCCUAGUCCCACUCCUGCCCCUGUUGCUGCUCCCGCGGCUGCCCCCCCUGCUGCCGAGCCCGAGAAGCCCAAGGAGCCUCCCAAGCCCAAGACCUGGGCCAACCUGGUCGCUGUUGCUGCCGGCCCCAAGCCUGUUGUUCCUCUGACCAAGGCCGCUACUCCUGCGGUUCCUGCCCAGACCCGCGCCGCUGCCCCUGCGGCCGCUCAGCAGCCCGCCGCUGCUCCCCAGGCUACCGAGACUGCUGCCGCCCCCAAGGAGCAGGCCAACGAGUGGCAAACCGCUGAGACCAAGCGCCAGAGCCGUCCCCAAUCUAUGGCCGCCAGCGCCGAGAAGGAGACCGCUAUGGCCUACAUCAAGUAUGUCACGGAUAAGGUCAAGGAGGAGGAGCUCAAGGGCCUCCUGAGCAGCUUCGGCGAGCUCGUUUACUUCGACAUCAACCGCACCAAGAACUGCGCUUUCGUCGAAUUCAAGACCCAGGCCGGUUACAACGCCGCCGUUGCCGCCAACCCUCACACCGUUAACGGCGAGAACAUUGUUGUUGAGCAGCGUCGCCCCAAGUCUACUGCCUUUGGUGGUAGCAACUACGGUUCCGCUGGACGUGGCGGCGCCGCUGGACGUGGCCGUGGUGGCUUCGAGGGUGGUCGCUCUGGCAGCCAGAGCGGCGGCCGCGGUGGAUUCGGUGGCCAGUCUCGUGGCCGCGGCGGAGCCAACCGUGGCCGUGCCCCUACUGCUCAACCCCCUACCGCUUAGGUGGCGUGAAGAGUUGACUAUAACGUCACAGUCGGUAUUGCCUGAGAACUCGUCACAUUGCCCAGUGUGAGGAGUGAUAAAAUUUACAUAAAGAUAUAUAUGGUUGUUCGUCUCGCUUGCGGAUGGGCUGGAGUUGUUUGGAAGGUUAGGAAAAGACCUGAAGACAAAAGGAGGCACAA